This is a messenger RNA of Fusarium odoratissimum NRRL 54006, 751 nucleotides long. RefSeq lists its product as uncharacterized. The transcript has a single exon. Gene Ontology annotation, molecular function: oxidoreductase activity. The record is from RefSeq and is a predicted model, not a curated record. Lineage: Eukaryota; Fungi; Ascomycota; Sordariomycetes; Hypocreales; Nectriaceae. Bases 98 to 751 code for a protein of 217 amino acids.
UGAACCUGCUCUUAUAUCUUUCCAUCACAUCUUCCCUAUCCAGUCCAAUAUUUCAUAGCAGAUUCCCUGAAAAGCAUCAUAAAGAAGAACCACCAUCAUGCCUACGAUCUCUAUAACCGUCAUAUCAGACCCCGUCUGUCCCUGGUGUUUCAUCGGCGCCCUCCGUUUAUCCCGCGCCAUAGCACUCUAUCUCAAAACUGUCUCCUCAACGGACACUAUCACCACCAAAUGGCACGCUUACCAGCUGGAUCCCAACACACCCACCCAACCCCUCAUCACGAAGAUAGCAUCGAAAUGGGGGGAAGACCAAGUACCAUCAGUCAAAGCCCGCCUCAACGGUAUCGCUAAGGCAGAGGGUGUGGAGUUCAACUUUAACUCUACGAUUGGAAACACCAGAGAUGCGCACCGAUUGGAGAAGUUGGGGCGGCUCAGGGGCAAGGAGACGGAGGUUGCGAUGGAGAUUAUGAGGAUGUACUUUCUGGAUGGUGGAGAUAUAACUAGUAAGGAGGAUUUGGUGACUGCAGCGGUCAAGGCGGGACUUGAGAGGGACGAAGCACGGGAGUGGUUGGAUGGCGACGAUGGGGGUGAGGAGGUUGAUAAUGAGGUUCAUGAGAUGCAAGAGAAGGGCAUAAGGGGUGUACCACGGUACAUCAUCAAUGAUAAGUACACAAUUGACGGAGCGGAGGAUGUUGGGGAGAUUCUGGAAAAGCUCGUUAUGGCGAGAGAAGAGCUGCUUACUGAGAACCAGUAG